UGGCGUGCUUGUUGGCGUUCCCAGGGCGUCGACUCGACGCAGAAGCCUUAACUGGGCUGAAGCCUGCGAGACGUUGUCAGUACGACUUGAGCCGUCACGACACGGCUUUUUCCCUGGACCUGGACUCUGGCAGGUCGGACUCGCCUGCUGAGAACGCUGCCGUUGUCCGGACCCCCUGGACGGUGGAGAAGGAAGACGAGUUUUUGGAACUGUGGCGGCAGCACGAGUGUCUGUACAGCGUGUCUGCGGACAAAUGUUACGACAGGAUGGAGAGGGAAAAGAAAUGGGCUGAAAUCGCUACUGCUUUGGAACUCCCAGUUGACGAUGUGAAGACGAGGGCCAGCUCACUACGAACGCAGUAUUCCAGACUGGUGAAACCGCAGGGCUCUGGGAGGAAAAGGAAACCCAUGACGGUGAGGCAGAGGAAGAUCCUGGCAUCCUGUGAAUUCCUCAAAAAACACAUCAGCCAUCGCUCCUCUGAAAGCAACCUCGAACAAUCGAUAAAUGGUGCGUUGAGGACACGGCAGGACAGCAGUGACAGUGAGCCAGAGAACACAGCUCUGUCCCGGGACCUUGACGGAGGGGUGCCACCCUCACCCACUGACAGCUCCUCUGUUUCUCCUCCUCCUCCUCAGCAUGCCAGAAAACAUCCUAAAAACCCAAACAGCGAUGACAUGGAGAGACAGAAACUUGCCCUGCCACAGCACAUGAUUGAUGUAACUCAGGAGACAAGCAGAGCACCAGAGAGAGACUGUGAGGACUCGUUUGGCGUCACUGUCGCAAUGGAACUGAAGAGGAUACGAAACCCCAUACUGAGGAACAGGGUCAAAAGACAGAUAAUGACCAUCCUGUAUGACACUCUUGACUCUGAGCAGGCGACGGAUCCGGUCUCAUACCAGCCCCCGCACAGUUUCCCAAGGGAAGAAUCCCACUCCAUAACCGUAGUCAUACCUUAACAUCUCACCUGUAAGUCUUUAUGCUAGGCAAAGCUAACGGGCUACUAGCUGUAGCUUUAUAAUUAACACAGAGACCUGAAAGGGAUAUUGAUCUACUUAAAUAACUCUCGGCAAGAGCUUGACAUUGUGUUGUGUAUUUCCCAGAAUGUUAAAUUAUCCCUUAAACUCUCUGGACAUAUUUUCAAAACACUGAAAAGAGUGACAAUGUUGAGUCUUCUGUGUGUCUGUAAUGGACAGAAUACCUACAAUAAAAUCAAGUAAUGGUAUUAAGAAGAUCAUUUACUAGAUAAAAUUAAGGUUUUGACAAGGAUUUUGAUGGUUGUUUUCCAUCCGUCCCAAAGGGUGAAAAACAGAUUCAUUUGAUAUAGAUUUCUAAAAAGUAGCCUGCCUCCUAACUGUUGAAAUAUGGAAAUGAA
Messenger RNA from Xiphias gladius (swordfish), 1372 nucleotides. RefSeq lists its product as uncharacterized. NCBI's taxonomy places the organism in Eukaryota, Metazoa, Chordata, Actinopteri, Istiophoriformes, Xiphiidae. The record is from RefSeq and is a predicted model, not a curated record. Bases 267 to 956 code for a protein of 229 amino acids. Gene Ontology annotation, molecular function: DNA binding; DNA-directed RNA polymerase activity. The transcript is spliced from 4 exons. Gene Ontology annotation, biological process: DNA-templated transcription.